Messenger RNA from Rotaria sordida, 282 nucleotides. NCBI's taxonomy places the organism in Eukaryota, Metazoa, Rotifera, Eurotatoria, Philodinida, Philodinidae. The record is from the annotation of a GenBank genome assembly.
AUGCCUUCUGUAGAAGGUGACGAUCAUGAUUAUAAUAUUAAUAAUGGAGAAAAAAUGAUAUUUUAUUAUGAUAUAGGUGAUAAAAAUUACUCAUAUGAUGAUGACAAUAACUAUGGAUGGAAUGAUGAUCAGCAACAACAACAAAUCGAACUAUCAGAAAAUGAUGUUGAUGGUAUCGAUCAAGGGUGGGUUAUGUUGAACGACAUUAAUAGUGAAUGGAUUGAUGUCGAUGACAUUGACCACGAGUGGUUUGAUGUCAUUAACGAUGUAAAUAAUGAGUAA